Phragmites australis (common reed) is the source of this 378-nucleotide messenger RNA. RefSeq lists its product as uncharacterized. The transcript is spliced from 2 exons. NCBI's taxonomy places the organism in Eukaryota, Viridiplantae, Streptophyta, Magnoliopsida, Poales, Poaceae. The coding region runs from base 1 to 378 and encodes 125 amino acids. The record is from RefSeq and is a predicted model, not a curated record.
AUGGGGCAUUCCAGUAUGAAGCCCACCUUCUCCCCCAAGCGCGACCUGAGCAGUCCCCGCUCCUCCACCAUCCUCGAGCGCCGCUCCUCCCUGACAGCCGCAUCCUCCCCGAUCGCCGCCUCCUCGACUGUUGACUCCUCCCCGACUGCGCCGCCUCCUCCCCAGCCGCUGCCUCCUCCUGACGCCUCCUCCCCAACUGCACCUCAAAGUGCCGCCUCCUCCCGACGCGUCGCCACUCCUCCUCUUGACACGUCGACUCCUCCCCGACCGUGGCGCCUCCUCCCCGGCCGCCGCCUCCUCCCGACGCCUUCUCCCCUGCCGCACCUCAAUGCGGUGCCUCCUCCUGAUGUGCCACCGCUCCUCCUCCUGACGCGCUGA